AUGGGGACAUCCCUCGAUGGGCUCACCACACCCUCCAGCCUAAGCCAGCGUAGGCAAACAACCUUCAAUCUCGACCUGCCGCCUCCCCAUGCUCUGCAGUUCAGUUCUGUGGUAUCGAGUCAGAAAUUCCCUCCUCUCUCAGGGAUCAAUACGUCGCACGCUAUUGCGCCCAUUAACCCGGGAAACCUUUUGACCCCCCCGUCCAAUUCAGCCUCGGAGAGCGGCGCUGCCUCAUCUGCAAUUCCCACGGGGACAACCCCAAACAGUGCAGCAGGCCCGGUGCUACCAUAUACGCCAACACUAUUCGGAACAGGGACCACGCCCACGGGAUACCACACGGGCUUCACACCUUCCUGGCAGAAUGGAUCUCUCGUGUCCGGCCGAUCCGUAUUUUCACCGAUACCAGGCGCCUUGAGGAACAGCACCAACUCCCCUUCAGCCGGAGAAGGCUCUGCAUUGCCCCCUCCACCCUAUGAUCUCCAUUCGGUUCAGCCGUACGGUGCCCCUGUUCCCCUCUCUUCUCCCUCAAACGCUGUCCACCAGACAGCCCAACAGAGCGUCAUAUCGCCGUUGUCGAACAGUGUGAAGCCACCCAACCAACAAUCCCCUGUGACGCCGGGCGACGGGCCGCACCAGUAUCAAAGUCCGCACCAUCAUUCCCUUGCCGCUCCUCGAGUUUCGCCGCCACUCCAUCAAGGGCCCCAGUCCCAGGCUCCUUUUAUGCGCCCGCCUCCGCCCUCAUAUUCACUGCCUGCCAUGCCUGGUGCGAUCAUGUCCAACGUCCACAGUCCAGGUGCUCAGAUGGCAAUGGUGGGCAAUAUGCAAGCCAACAUGUUACCCAUGGCUUUCAAUAGCGGCUAUGCGGCAAAUGCCCACAGCAUGUAUGGCCCGGCUCGGAGCAAUACACCCCAGCAACAACCGCUACACGACCGGCCUUUCAAGUGCGAUCAGUGCCCGCAAAGUUUCAACCGUAAUCAUGAUCUGAAGAGACACAAGAGGAUUCAUCUUGCUGUAAAGCCUUUUCCGUGCAAUCACUGCGACAAGAGCUUCUCUCGCAAAGACGCGCUGAAACGACAUAUCCUUGUCAAAGGCUGCGGCACUGGAAAUCCCUCCGACGUUACGGCCAGAGAGGAUGGUGUCAAGUCCGAGUCCGGAAGCGAUGGCAUCAAUGAAAGCCCGGCAGCUGCGCCAGCAGCUUAA
Fonsecaea monophora is the source of this 1200-nucleotide messenger RNA. RefSeq lists its product as hypothetical. The coding region runs from base 1 to 1200 and encodes 399 amino acids. The transcript is spliced from 3 exons. Gene Ontology annotation, cellular component: nucleus. Lineage: Eukaryota; Fungi; Ascomycota; Eurotiomycetes; Chaetothyriales; Herpotrichiellaceae. The record is from RefSeq and is a predicted model, not a curated record.